Messenger RNA from Diversispora eburnea, 2805 nucleotides. NCBI's taxonomy places the organism in Eukaryota, Fungi, Glomeromycota, Glomeromycetes, Diversisporales, Diversisporaceae. The record is from the annotation of a GenBank genome assembly.
AUGAUCCCUACUACUAUAGUUGCAAAAUCCUUGUCUUCCUCAGAUAAUAAAGGAUUCAAAAAAUCAUCACUUUCAUCCAAGAAGGCACCUUAUUAUUAUAACACACGAAACUCACGAUCUUUCCAAAAUAUUUUUGAAAACCCCGAAUGUCCCCCUCCUCCACCCGAAAAAGAAUGUCCCCCUUGUUUUAAUUGUUUACUUCCAGCUUUUUCUUGUUUAAAUUUUGCUAACUGUAGCGCAUUUGACGCAAAAUGUCAAUGUCCACCUGGAUUUGGUGGAGACGAUUGUUCUUUACCAGUAUGUAAUUCAUUGUCGGAAGGUCCAAAUCGACAUAUUCGUCCUGACAAUCAAACAUGUGAAUGUAGUGAAGGAUGGGAAGGAAUUAAUUGCAAUGUAUGUAAAACGGAUUCAUCUUGUGAUCCGAUGGUAGCCACUGGAACGGGUGGUGUUUGUUAUAAAGGUGGAUUAACUGUCAAAGAGAAUUUUCAAAUGUGUGAUGUGACGAAUAGAAAGAUUUUGGAUAUGCUUCCCGAUCAACCUCCUCAGGUCACAUUUUCUUGUAAUCGUCCAGACGAAACUUUCUGGAUUAAUCAAACUGAAUCAUUUUACUGUCAUUUAAGUGAAUGUUCUUUUGAUAAAGAAAUUACUAAUAAUUUAAAUAUUACAAAAUAUACGUGUGAAAAUAUUAAAUGUAAAUGUAUGGAAGGAGAAAUGUUAUGUGGAAAAGGUGGAAAUCUUUCUGAGUGGUUGGUUGAAGAAAUUAAAGGUCCUGGAACAUUCAUAUGUAAGAAUCCUGAUGAUUGUAGAUUUUCUGAACCUGCCAUGAAUGGUUUAAUAAUGGCAAUUUUUGGAGAUGAGAAUAUUUUCUUAAAUUGUUAUAGUGGAGAAUGUUUACAUUAUAGUGAAGUACCUGGAUUCGAGAGGCCACCUAAACCAGAUAAUACAAAUAUGAUAAUUGUAUCAAUUUUAGCAGUUCUGACAUUUGUCGCAGGAAUUUUUGCAGCAACAUUUUAUUUAUCUCAUAAUUGGAAAACUACUUCAUCUUAUGGACAAAUUCAACUUACCGAUAAUAAUGAAUCCGCCAAACUUAUGACGGAUCAUAUUCCGGCUUCAUUGUUAUUUCAAGAUGUUAGUUAUUGGGUGGGUGAUAAAAAACAAGUUCUUAAUUCGAUACAUGGAGUUGUUAAACCUGGUGAACUAAUGGCAAUCAUGGGUGGUUCCGGUGCGGGUAAAACUACUUUCUUGGAUAUUUUGGCUAGAAAAAAUAAAGCCGGUACAAUUAGUGGUGAAAUCUAUGUUAAUGGAAGAAUUGUUGGUGAUGAUGAAUUUAAAAGAGUGGUGGGGUAUGUUGAUCAGGAAGAUCACCUUCUCUCAACUUUGACAGUUUAUGAAACGAUUUUAUAUUCUGCACUUUUAAGAUUACCUCGAGAAAUGUCUUUCAUAGCUAAAAGGCUUAGAGUAAUAGAUACAAUGAGAGAAUUAGGAAUUUUAGGAAUAAAAGAUUCACGAAUUGGAGAUGCUGGGGCACGAUCAAUUUCAGGAGGAGAAAAACGUCGAGUGUCAAUUGCUUGUGAAUUGGUUACUUCACCUUCAAUCCUUUUCUUGGAUGAACCAACAUCCGGAUUAGAUGCUUACAAUGCGUGUAACGUGAUCGAAUGUCUCGUUACAUUGGCAAAAAAUUAUAAUCGAACAGUGAUUUGUACAAUUCAUCAACCGAGAAGUAAUAUUUUCGCUUUAUUUGAUCAAUUGGUUUUAUUGGCUAAUGGAUAUAUGGUUUAUUCUGGUCCCGCGAAUAAAUGUCAAUCACAUUUUGAAAAUAUUGGUCAUAGUUGUCCUCCUGGUUUUAAUAUUGCUGAUUUCCUUGAACAUAAUAAUCGAGAGAUUGAUAUUGAUAUGAACAAUGAUGGAUUUGAUGAUGAUACAAGUGAACAUUUACGUAAUUUGGUUAGUUCUUACCGAAGGAGUUUGAUUUCUCUUGAAAUUAAAGAUGAAAUUGAUCGAGCAGUAAAUAAUACCCAUCAACGUGCAUCUUGGCUUACGCAAUUCCGUAUUCUGUCGGAUCGAACAUUCAAGAAUCUAUAUAGGAAUCCAAUGUUAAUGUUAACACAUUAUUGUAUUAGUGUUUAUUUAGCUCUUUUAUGCGGUGCAUUAUUUUAUAAAGUUACAAAUGAUAUCGCUGGUUUCCAAAAUCGAAUGGGUGUAUUAUUUUUCAUGUGCGCAUUAUUUGGAUUUGGAUGCCUGAGUUCAUUACACGUGUUUGCUGCUGAACGAAUUAUAUUUGUUAAGGAACGUGCUAAUGGAUAUUAUUCUCCUAUUACUUAUUUUUCAUCCAAGGUUUUGGUUCCACCUAUUCUUAUGGGUGUCAUUAUUUAUCAUAUGGUCGGCUUGGUUAAUGGAGUACCGGAAUUUUUCAAAUUUUUAUUGGUUUUAAUUUUAUUCAAUUUAACAGCUGCCAGUAUUUGUUUAUGUAUUGGUAUACUUUUUAAAGAAGUUAGUGUCGCAAGUUUAUUGAGUAGUUUGAUUAUGUUGUUUAGUAUGUUAUUCGAUUAUUUGGCAUGGUUGAAAGAUUUAUCAUUUUUCAAUUAUGCUUUUGAAGCAAUGAUUGUUAAUGAAGUAGUUUAUCUUCAAUUAACUGAAGAAAAAUAUGGAUUGAAAAUUGAUGUUCCUGGUGCAACUAUUUUAUCAACAUUCGGUUUUGACGCAUCAGCUUAUUGGUCAGAUGUCUUUAAAUUAACAAUGAUGUUCAGUAUUUUUAUUAUACUUUCAUUCACCAGUUUACAACUUUUAGUGAAAGAAAGACGUUAA